AUAAGCAGCUGCAACAACAAUCGACUUUAUUUGCAGCUAACAUUCCACUUCAUGUUCCUGCAUGAAUGACGAAGUGAAGUAUUUCAUUGCAUGAAAUCUACGAAUGAUCAGUCGCAGCAUCUUUAGGAAGCUGACACAAAGAUUGGGGCGAAUUGGGAUUACGAGAUCUCUGUGGUUUUGGCCACACAGGGCCAACACCUCUCAAAUAAGCGUUAAAAAAUUAGAAAAUUUCUUAUUAUCAUAAUUUUGGGGGUUUUUUGUUUUUAUUUAACGACCCUUUCCGAGCUUUCACGCUGCACAGCCCAUGCGGCAGCAGAGGACACUUUAUCUCCAGUUUCUCACCCUUCCUUUCCCGGUGUCGCGUUCCUGCCCCCCAGGCUGCCCCAGCCCGGGCGGCUCCGGGCGGCUCCGGGGCCGGGCCGCGCUGAGGGCGCGGGGCCGCGCCGAGGAGCCCCGGGCCGGGAAGCGCUGCGCGGCGCUCCCGGGGCCGCGUUUACCUUCCGGGGCGCCGGGCGGGUUCCGGGGCGGGCGGUGGCUGCCGGCCCGGCCGUGGCUGUGCGGGAGAGCGGCGGCUCCGGCGGACGGAGCCCCGCGGGCACCAUGAGCGGUUCACAGACCAACGACACUAAAAGACAAUUUCUUCUAGAACGGCUGCUGGAUGCAGUUAAACAGUGUCAGAUACGAUUCGGAGGAAGAAAAGAAAUUGCUUCAGAUUCUGAUAGCAGAGUGACCUGUUUGUGUGCUCAGUUUGAGGCUGUGUUCCAGCAUGGCCUGAGGAGGAGCCGGGGAUUGGCGCUGACAGCAGCAGCAAUCAAACAGGCAGCAGGUUUCUCCAGCAAAACUGAAACGGAGCCCGUGUUCUGGUACUAUGUGAAGGAGGUGCUGAACAGACACGAGCUGCAGCGCUUCUACUCUCUGCGGGCCAUCACCACAGACAUCGGCAGAGGCCGCGCGUGGCUGCGCUGUGCUCUCAAUGAGCAUUCCCUGGAAAGAUACGUUCACAUGCUGCUUGCAGAUAAGAAUCGCCUCAGUGUCUUCUAUGAAGACUGGUCUUUUAUGAUGGAUGAAGAACGCUCCAGUAUGAUCCCCACAAUGGCAGCUGGUCUGAACUCCAUUCUUUUUGCUAUCAACAUUGAUAAUAAGGAUUUAAAUGGGCAGAGCAAAUGCACACCCACUGUGUCAGAUCUGUUAAAGGAAUCCACACAAAAUGUCACUUCCUUAUUGAAAGAGUCCACUCAGGGUGUCAGCAGCCUCCUCCGCGAGAUCACCGCCUCGUCGGCCGUCUCCAUCCUCAUCAAGCCUGACCAGGACUCUGACCCGCUGCCUGUGCUGUCGAGGAAUGUAAAUGCUGAUUUGAAAUAUAGAAAAGAUCGAAAAAAGAAGAAGAGAGUGACUAACAUUAUCUCAUUUGAUGAAGAGGAAGAUGAGCAAAACUUGGGGGAUGGCACAAAGACUCUGAUUACAGGAGAAAGUUCAGAGGAGAGUGUGGACAGAUCUUCAGUUCUUGCAUUGUCCUCAUCUGAAGGCACUCUUGGAAAAAAUCUGAAUGAGAGUGACAGUAACCAUUCGUGGAAGAACAAUUCCCUAUUCAUGAAUGGAGAGUAUGAAUACCAGAAACUGGAUGUGAAGAGCAUCGAUGAUGAAGAUGCAGAUGAAGAUGAGCUGUAUGGAAAAUCAUUGGGAAGUAAAGGCACAGAAGGUGGAACUGAAGCUUCUGAAAAGCCUCGUGAAAUAGUCACAUGCAAUUCUCAGAUAUGCAGUUGGAGUCCUCUGCAGGUCCUGAAUGAUGACUCAGAUGUUCUAUUUCCUGUCAGUGCUGUUGGCUCUUAUUCCCAAACAGAUAACCUGGAGAAUGGAGAGGGGCAGGAACAUGCUGUUCAUCCGGUAGAACUGGUUCCAAGGAGAUCUGAGCUUCCUUACAGAGUGGAAGUCAGUCCUCCAGCUCAAGUGAAUACUUUAAGCAGUAUGUUGCCUUCAGCCACUGUGCCAGAAUCCAUGACAAUUAAUGAACUUCGCCAAGCUAUCGUGGCCAUGAUGAAUAGAAAGGAUGAACUGGAACAGCAGAAUAGAUCCCUGCGGAAUCUGCUGGAUGCAGAGAUGGAGCAUUCUGCAGCCCUGAGGCAGGAGAUGGAGAACUGCAGGAGGAAGGUGGCAGAGCAGGAGGAGCGCCAUGCUGCAAAAGUCCAAGCCUUGGCACGAGAAAAUGAGGUGCUAAAAGUGCAGCUUAAGAAGUAUGUAGGAGCUGUCCAGAUGCUCAGAAGAGAAGGUCAAACAGUGGAAGUUCUGCCAAACAUUUGGAGCACUGAUGGUGAAUUUACAAUUCCAGAGCAAAAGCAAGUAGAAAACAAUGAGGAACUGGCCAGCUCUUACGAAAGGAAAUUGAUUGAGGUGGCUGAAAUGCAUGGGGAGCUGAUUGAAUUCAACGAGAGGCUGCACCGUGCUCUGAUGGCCAAGGAAGCUCUGGUGUUCCAGAUGAGACAAGAGCUAAUUGAUCUGAGAGGGCCGGUCCCUGGAGAUUUGAGUCAAACAUCUGAAGAUCAGAGUUUGUCAGAUUUUGAAAUAUCAAAUCGUGCUCUUAUUAAUGUUUGGAUUCCCUCAGUCUUUCUGCGUGGAAAAGCUGCCAAUGCAUUCCAUGUUUAUCAGGUUUAUAUACGGAUAAAGGAUGAUGAGUGGAAUGUCUAUCGAAGGUACGCUGAGUUCAGAAGCUUGCACCAUAAAUUACAGAAUAAGUACCAGCAAGUGAGGACUUUUAACUUCCCACCAAAAAAGGCCAUUGGAAACAAGGAUGCAAAGUUUGUAGAAGAGCGACGCAAGCAGCUACAAAAUUACCUAAGGAAUGUAAUGAACAAAAUUAUUCAAACGGUGCCAGAAUUCACAGCCAAUCCCAAAAAAGAGACACUUAUCCAGCUGAUGCCCUUUUUUCUUGACAUCCCAGCCUCUGGAGAAGCAGUGAGCAAAAGCAAUCGCUCGAAGGUGACCACGCGCUUCCCCAAACUGUCCCGCGGCCACCCACGGGAGCCCCGCAGCCUGGAGCCUCAGAGCGGUGACCUCUGACCCUCCACGAGUGUCACUAUGGGCAGCGCGUGCUUUAAGUUGUGCUGUGAUUCCUUCCUAGCCUGUAUUGAUAAUUUAAGCUCCUGAAGAGACUACAGCUGCAUCAACUUAAAUCCUGAAAAGAGACAUUCAUUACCAAGGGUCAUAUCCUGAUUAACGACUUUGGAAGGCAGUAAUCACUUUCUCAAAAGAAUACGAGGGCUCUUCACCAGAGCUCAGCAAACUGAUGGCAUUUCCUUUGUUUUGUAAAGCUGCACUGCACAAAUUCUCCUUUGUUGCUCUGAAGUCCUUCUGUCACAAUGAAUUCCUUGUUUGUAUUAUGUUGUCCCUUUUUCCAUGUACAGUUUUCUGUUCCAGAGAGAUAUGGGCUUCACGUCAAGACAGUUUUUUUCCUUAGAAGAAACUUUAUGAUUAUCACUACUUAAUAUGUCAGAAGGAUGUGCUUAAAAGCACCUCACUAAUUUAUUACCUUUUGUAAAUAGAAAGACUGCGUUGGUUUGGUUUUUUUUAUUGUAAACCUCUGACACGCAAAGGUUUUUAAAAAUAUUGACAAUGUAGAGGAUGAGAAAAACAUUACAGGUGGAAAAAUAGCUUUUGUACAUUUCUAGAUAGAUAUUCUCAACAGCAUUCAUUUGUGGAAGUAAUUCUUUAAAAUCAGAGAAUGUAAUAAUUUUUUAGUGAAAUUUCAGUCUUCUGUAAGGCAGGUGCAAUAUUAUUCAUUUCUACAAACCACCACAAGGAUAUACAAAAUUAGUGUGGUACAAAACAGUGCUUUUAAGUCUUGGAUUAUAUUUUGUUAUUAAUUUGUUGCUUGUGUUACAGAACAGUCCAUCAUUAACAGGGCAGGGUGGAAUUCCUAAUCUGAUUUUGUAAAAGCCUUCACAUGGUGAUACUUAAAAAUUGCCUGUAAUGAAAGUGCCUGUUACCCAUCACCUCUUACUGAAAAUUAAUUUGUAAUGCUACUACUGUAAGAGUAACUAAAAAAUUGACAGGAAUUGUUACAAGUGAUGGAAGUCCUGACAUGGAUUAACUGGAAUCCAGUUCAGUAUCCAUUAGCUGCACUGCCGUAGGCAGUUAAUUAUGCUUUUGCUAUCUUCUUCUCUUCAUUAAGUUUAAGCAGUGUAUGUUCAAAUUUUCUAUCAAUUGUGUUCUGGUUUUCCUUUAUGUAAGAACAUCUUUCCUCUCAGAAGUUUUUUUGGAUAACGUUAGUUAAAUUGAUGUCUCUUGUCAUUUUAUUAUCCAUUCAUUAUAUGAAAUUUUCACAUCUUACAUUCUUCUCCAGGAAAAAACAAGCUGAUGAUGAAAAACAGACUCUGUACCUCAGUGCUUUACUGAAGUUCCAGCUUGCUGGAACUUGUGUUCUGCAGUCCUGUGAGCAGAGGGUGCUGUUCAGGCAGGUCAGUGAUUUUCAGUGGCACCGCUCAGGUGGGAAGGGCUUUGUUAGCCCAGUGAGUGGCCUCAGCAGUGCUGCAUUCCCACCACUGCAGUAGGGAGCUUUGAGAUUGCACUCAGCAGCCAAAUGUGGCAGAGAGGAGUGGAAUUCACUCUCCAGGUCAGAAAUUUCAGUAGGUGAAAUACCACAAAGUAAAAUCAUGUCACAGAAAUGAAACAAUAUUUCCCAGUCAGGAAGAGAUCUCAGUUACCACACAAAGAGAAAAGCCCAAAGGCCAGCCUGGAAGCUCACUGCUUUGUGUUCAUUAACAGAUUAAUUACUGUUGGUGUUUUGUGUUAGUUACAGUUAGACACUUAAGAAAGGAAGGUGAGUAGACUGGCAGUUAAGUAGCUUCUCCAAACUCUUCAGCCUGAUGCACUGCUGAUGGUUUAAUUUGUCUUUGUUGGAAAGAAAAGUAGCUAUAAUGAUGGUCGCACUUUGAAACAAUUUUGACUCAUUUUUCAGAAAGUGGAGACUUGGUUAGUAGAAAUAUGGCACGUGUACUAACACUGAAUUGCAAGUAAAUUUGAAAGAAAACGCCGUGUGGAAACCUUUGUGAUGUAUCUGUUACAUGAAGCUGUAUUCAUUUUCAAGAAAUAAUUCAUAGAUUCAAGUACUUCUUUUUCAGCAAGCUGCAAAUGGUAAGAAAUUUCAUUUACUGCAGACUGAAUUUCUUUUCAGUUGUUUAAAAGGAAUUUUGUGUAUCUGCAUUUGGCUCUUAAAAUUAUUUCAUUCCUGAUUAUCUUGCUUCUUGUAAUUUUUAAAGUAUGUAUGUAGAUCCCAUAAAAUACUAAAAUUGUUUACUGUGUACAAAUUGCUUUUUGUUAACUUUAGCUGAAUUGUGUAUCAGCUGCUAAGAUUACAGUCUGCAAACAAUGUUCACUUGGUGAUACAAGAUACCAUGAUGGGUGCAUUAUUAAUCCAUUUAAAAGCUCAGCUGUGGUUUCUCUAAAAUCCCAGGAAAUAACGUGAAAGCCUUUAUUUGCAAGGUGGCAUUCCCACUUUAUACCUGUGGUUAUGAAAACUACAGAGGUACCUGCAGGAGUGCCACUAGGUCCCUACUGACAGGAAUGCCCAAGUUUUUACCACCUCAGGACAUUCUGUAAGGCCCUGUCUUACAGUCCUGUAUAUCUACUACAAAUCCCACUUCUGUUCAUUCAGCAGAACCGUCAAAGCCUCUUGAAGAAGGUUGACCAGUCGGUAUUAAGCAGUAACAUUAUUCAUCUGAAAUACCUGUAAGUGUAACAAUGGUUCUGCCAUUGAGAAGAUUUUAUUGGCUUAUCCUGUUCACCCAAUUCCGUGCAGUUACAAUUUUUGUACAGCUCUAAACUUCCUUUGGCUGACUCACAGCUCUUAAUCCCCCAUCCAUGCUCAGUGGGCGGCUUGAAAUGAGCUGCUGGUUCAUUCCUAAUGAAUUAUUAAUUAAUUCAUUACUGACCGUUCCUGCUGGCACCAGUGGCCACAGCUGUAAUCCCAGGACAGAGGACUCAGGACAGGCUGGGCCCUGGAGCUGUUCCUGGCUGGUAGAGCCAGCCUAGAGCAAUUUGUGUUCUUGUUUGUGUUCCAUUCCUGCUUUGUCUUUAGAUCCAGGGCUUCUCCUCUGCACCCUUUAGUGACUGUUCAAAAUAAAUUGUAAAACAGUGGCACAACUUCUACUGCAAUGCUUCUGUCCCAUCACCUCCACCAUGAGCCCUUCCCUGAGGAACACCGAGCAGGCAGAGCUCUUCCAGCCUGUGCAGAUGUCUCCAGCAGUAUUCACAGAUCGACUAUGGGUUUUCAGAAUCUCUUUUAUUUAGAGAUUCUCUCAUUCAUUUUAGAGAAUGCAAUGUGUCGACUUGGCUUUUGCAAAUUAAAUCAAAGUUCUCAAUAAUAAUAACAAUAAUAAAUCUCCAAGGUUUCUAUGAGGCAGAAUAUUGACAUAGUUAUAAAGGCUUAAAUUGAUAUGUCCAUUAAGUCACAUAUUCUUAGGAAGAUAAUAAUUUCAAAGCCAGUCUUUUUAAUGGAAUAUAUUGUUGAUGUGAUAGUUGUAAUCAAAUUAUACUACCUUACAGAAUCUACUGCAAGUCAUAAACCACCGUGAUUGAAUUAAUACAAGCAUUUAGAGAAAGAACAGAAUGGUAUUAAAGAUUACUGGCUCAAAAUUGUGACCUAUUGCUAAGGUGGGGUGUUUUUUUGUAACAGUCAUGUUUUAUUGUACAGAAUCAUAUCUACAUGGUAGGUGUCAAAUUAAUUAAUACAAACCCACUAACAAUGGGGCUGACUGACUCAGAGCAGCAAGCUAAUAAUAAAUGAGACUUGGUGAACUCCCCGUGAACUAAUGAUGCUUCUGCCAGGACAUGGUAAUGUUUAAGAAGCUGUAUUUUGUUUCUAGAAUCAGUAAUUGGUGCUUUCUGAUGUUGAUGUCAGUCUUCUUCCUUCAAAGAAUGCAGGGAUCUCAGUUCUGCUGGAAGUUUCGUGCCAUUUCAAAGGUUCAAACCCCCCCACCCCAAACAUUUUUCAUCUAAUGUCUUGGAAUUCUGAGAACAGAUAAUAUAUACCUGUGGAUAAAGUACAGUUACCUGCUUGAAAUUACAAUGAGAAACCUGUGGAACAGCUGUUUAAAAGAAAAAAAAAACCUUUUUGACCAAAUCCUGCUGCUAUACACCCAUGCAAAUCUUGGAAGCAGCCCUGGGCUCUUCCAGCUGGAACUCUAGGAUAUAUGAAAAGAAACCUGUUGCACAUGAAAACGCAUUUUUCUCCUCGGAAACAACAGUAAUGCAUCUGAACUGGAUCUUGAGUCACUUCUGGAAAAGUUAUUAAACAGUUCAACAAAGUAAAGGAUUUUUCUCCUUCACUUUCUAUAGGUUAGGGUAUUUCAGUCAGCCCCUGCAUCACACAGAAUAUUAACUUGAUUUUUGUUUUUAAGUUUUGUAGUUUCAUAGCAUUCUCUAUUCAAAGAAACACUUCACUAUAGGAAAGUAUCUAUAUGAAAUACAAAAUAUAUUUAAAAAUAUCAAUUAACCUGCUUUGUGUUUCACAUAUUGAAAGGAAGAUAAACCACUUGUUCUACAGUGGUGUGACACUGUAUAUUUCAUUUAUUUCUCACUCUACACUAACUGUAUUUUAUGAUCCAGUUAUAGAGAACUUAGAUUAUUUAUAAAUUCUUUCUACAAAAAUGAUGAGCGCAUACUUCUAAUCAAUAUUAAUGGCUUAGGUUUUCGUUCAAAAUGGCAUGAAUUUAUUCUAGACAACAGCACUGAAAUGUUUAGAAAGCAAUGACUUUUCCAAAUUUACGAAUUGCUGCAAAAAACUGGACUUUAAAAAAUACUUUUUUAUCACAUCAAAACAGAAUUUAUUGCACUUCCCUGUAGGGAAAUGAGUUCCUUUAACAAGAUUUCAGAAAUUAUCUCCAUGCCAUGACAGUAGUUACACUGUGAUAAGUGGUUUUUUGAGUAUUAAUCAUUUAAGACACUACACAUUAUAAAAGUGUAAGUGUGGUUGAAAAUACAGUUCUGAAAGGCUGUGCUUUCCUUCUUAGUAAACAUGAGAUGAAGAACUCGGUGUCCUGGAUGUGGGACCAAACCUGUUGGCAACUGAAGAAGCUGAAUUUCCCUUUUAAUUUAGGGGAGGGAUUUUUGCUGUUGUUACUAUUAAACUGUAGAAAAGAUAUUAAUGAAGCAUAUAUAUGUACAGUAUUCACGUAAGUGUUAAUAAACUGUAAUAUUAACUUGCUAUGCUAAUGUUUACAUAAUAGAAUUUUUAGGCAAAUGUGUAUAUAUAAAAUUUUCUAAUUACUUUCUUGGGUUUUUUUUAAUAUCCUGUAGUAAUUUUAUUGUAACCAGGUUAAAAUAUGCUACUUUACCAAGAAGAAAAUAAAAAAUAACAUCUUUUCUUUGAA
This is a messenger RNA of Prinia subflava (tawny-flanked prinia), 8363 nucleotides long. It is a transcript of the gene SNX29, whose product is annotated as sorting nexin 29. Bases 601 to 3054 code for a protein of 817 amino acids. The record is from RefSeq and is a predicted model, not a curated record. Gene Ontology annotation, molecular function: phosphatidylinositol binding. Lineage: Eukaryota; Metazoa; Chordata; Aves; Passeriformes; Cisticolidae. The transcript has 21 exons.